GUUGGCAGCCCCGUCGGCACACAAAAAAAAACAGAGUUGACGUGGCCGCGCAGUGACUACAUAAAAUAUUCGCAUAUUUCAUCACGGCAGCGAUUUAAUUAUUGCUAUUUAAAGCACAUUUGCAGACGGCAGACGUGAAAAAGUGAAACUCGAAAUCGAAAAACGGGAAUUAAUUAAAAAUCAAAAAUGAGUUUGGUUUGGACUUUGAUCGCUGGAUUCCUCUACGCGGAAAUCGCCCUGGUCCUUCUUCUGGUCCUGCCCGUGGCAAGUCCCUACAAAUGGAACCGCCUCUUCAAGUCCAAGUUCCUGUCCAUGCUGGGCCAGCAGGCGCACUUAUACUUCUUCCUGAUCAUGGGACUCCUCGUCAUCUUCCUCCUGGAGGCCAUUCGCGAGAUGAGGAAGUACUCCAACUAUGAGCAGAGCGGAGAGGUGCACCUGAACGUGGAGAUGCAGCACAGCAUGAAGCUGUUCCGCGCCCAGAGGAACUUCUACAUCUCCGGGUUCGCCAUCUUCCUGGUCCUGGUCAUCCGGCGACUGGUCUCCCUGGUUUCAGCCCAGGCCAACCUGCUCGCCCAGAGCGAGGCCUCCAUGAAGCAGGCCCAAAGUGCCACCGCGGCCGCCAGGUCGCUGAUGGAGGACAAGAAGACCGAGAAGGCCAAGGAAGCCGGCGAGGACACCACUUUGAUCGAGCUCAACAAGCUGCGCGAACGCGUCCAGGAGCUCACCGGCGAUCUGAACCGCGAGAAGAAGGACAAGGAGGCGGUCAAGUCACAGGCCGAGAGCCUCAACCGCGAGUACGACCGACUCACCGAGGAGUUCAGCAAGCUGCAGAAGAAGAUCACCAUCGGCGGAGCCGGAAACAAGGAUGAUUAAGCUCUCUGGAACCGAGUCCAACAUUUAAAUAACGAUAAGACUUAUAACGUGGCGGUGGGGCAGCGAAAGCAGGCACAUUUAAAAAGAUUAUACACGAUUUCAAAUCGAUAAAAAGCACACACAUCUUAAUGUUAAUCCUCAUACACACCUUUCUACCCAUUGAUAACGAUAGUGGGGUUUAUUGAUAAUGGCUCCCAUUUGCGUUCGUUUCGCCUGAAAUUCUUUGUAUUUAAUUCGUAUGUGUUAAGUUUUGUUUGCCACAGUAACACACCCAAAAAGCGUCGUGGCUAUUAAAAGAACAACCAUAAAGUACUCCUCCAGAUUCGAUCGA
Messenger RNA from Drosophila subpulchrella, 1204 nucleotides. RefSeq names its product B-cell receptor-associated protein 31. The coding region runs from base 187 to 873 and encodes 228 amino acids. Lineage: Eukaryota; Metazoa; Arthropoda; Insecta; Diptera; Drosophilidae. Gene Ontology annotation, biological process: intracellular protein transport; endoplasmic reticulum to Golgi vesicle-mediated transport. Gene Ontology annotation, cellular component: endoplasmic reticulum membrane; endoplasmic reticulum. The transcript has 3 exons. The record is from RefSeq and is a predicted model, not a curated record.